Messenger RNA from Neohortaea acidophila, 2715 nucleotides. Its product is annotated as fungal-specific transcription factor domain-containing protein. NCBI's taxonomy places the organism in Eukaryota, Fungi, Ascomycota, Dothideomycetes, Mycosphaerellales, Teratosphaeriaceae. Gene Ontology annotation, biological process: DNA-templated transcription; regulation of DNA-templated transcription. The transcript is spliced from 2 exons. Gene Ontology annotation, molecular function: zinc ion binding; DNA-binding transcription factor activity, RNA polymerase II-specific; DNA binding. The coding region runs from base 1 to 2715 and encodes 904 amino acids. Gene Ontology annotation, cellular component: nucleus. The record is from RefSeq and is a predicted model, not a curated record.
AUGGCGGGGUCCGGUGACGAUGACUCGCCGGGCGAUGACUACUUCAACGAUCUCUCGCAGCAGCCCACCAAGCAGUCCGAUGGGGGGCAGGACGACGGCGCCAACGGCCAGAUCCCCAAAGUCAAGAGAAUCGCAUGUGUGCUGUGUCGCAAGCGCAAGCUGAAGUGCGACGGCAACAAGCCUUCGUGCGGGACGUGCACCCGCCUGCAGCACGAGUGUUCGUAUGAUGAGGCGAGGAAGAAGAGCGGGCCGAAGAGGGGGUAUGUGAAGGCUUUGGAGGCGCGGUUGGCGCAGGUGGAGACGCUGCUCAAAACGCAAGAUGAUCCGCCGGCGGGUGCGCCGAAGAGUAAUGGCGCUGCCGCCGUGGACAUUGGGAUGACAUCGCAGUAUGCGGACAUGGCGCUGGCAAACGGCAAUGGGAAUAUCUUGUUGCAGCCGGGGCAAGAGUCGGCCGCGUUCCCUCACGACAUUUUUGACGACAUCAACGCCAACGUGCUACCCCCGGAAGAGCCAUUCUCGUGGGAGAUGAUCGGACUGGGACUGGACGAACCGCUGCCCACCUCGGAUGUCAUCAACGAACUGAAUCAGGUCUUCUUUGAACGGAUCCACCCCUCCUUCCCCAUGAUCCACCGCCCACGAUACUACGCCGCCAUGAACCUCGCCCCGCACAUGCGCCCGCCGGUCUGCUUGCGCUACGCCAUGUGGUGUCAUGCCGCGAGCGUGAUAGACAAGUACGAACCGCUGGCCCAGCACUUCUACGCGCGCGCCCGCAAAUACAUCCAGCAAGACGAGAUGAAGGGGCACGGCGAGAGCAUGAUCACCAUCGCCCACGCCCAGACCUGGAUCCUGCUGGCCGGCUUCGAAUUCAAACUCAUGUACUUCCCGCGUGCUUGGAUGUCGUCCGGGCGAGGCACGAGGAUGGUGCAGAUGAUGGGCCUCCAUCGCGUCGACGGUGCUGGAUUGGAUGUGAAACAAUGCUUGCCUCCGCCCAGAGACUGGACGGAUAGGGAGGAGCGGAGGCGAACGUUCUGGAUGGCUUUCUGCGUCGAUCGCUACUCGAGUAUUGGCACGGGCUGGCCGAUGACAAUCGUGGAGCAGGACAUUGCAAGCAAUCUACCGAGUGACGAGCAAUCAUACGAGCUCAGCAAGCAAGUCAAAGGGCUGCCGCUUGAGGCUGCGCUCUCGCCUGAAGGCACCCCGAACUUGACAUCUGCCGGCGGCGUGGUCCUGAUGGCUUGUCUCUUUGGCCGCAACCUGAUCCACCUCCAUCGACCCGCGCCGGACGACGACGAUAACGACUUGGACGGCGGGUUCUGGAAACGACAUCGCGAACUGGACAAUGUGCUGCUGAACAUUGCCUUGGCCUUGCCCGACUCGAUGCGGCUGCCGAUAUGUCUCAACGAUGCGAAUGCCGUGUACAUGAACAUGUGCAUCCACACCUCGACCAUUUGCUUACACCAAGCCGCCAUUUACAAGGCCGACAAGAACCGCAUGCCUUCUCGCGUCUCGGCGGAGAGUAAAGUGAGGUGCAUUACCGCUGCCGCGGAAACGGCGAGUAUCAUGCGGACGAUCAGCCAUCUGGACCUGACAUCGAUGAACCCAUUCCUCUCCUUCUGUCUCUACGUCGCCGCCAGAGUCUUUGUGCAAUACCUCAAAUCGCGACCCAAAGACACCCAAAUCCACACCUCGCUCCAAUUCCUGCUCGCCGCCAUGCAAGCUUUCAAGCGAAAAAAUCCGCUCACCGAGUCCUUCCUCGUGCAGCUAGACGUGGACCUCGAAAGCGCCGGCUUGAACGACUCGCAGGCGGUGCGAGGGAGCAUCAACAUGCCCAAGUACCCCGUGCGAGGCGAGGGCUGUCCUGUCAGCCAGAUGGGCGUGGGCGAAAACUUUGAGCCGUCAUACACCAACGUCGGCGCACCCGGGGUGGGUGUAGGCCAGGAUUGUUCGCCUUUGUCCAAAAAUGUGCCCACGUUUGGGGACAGCAACCUGCCCGGCUUCGCGCCCGAAAGCACCAUGGAAUUCAUCCCGGGCACAAUGAAUACCUACGACCUGCCGAGUCAUGUCCGCUCUCCUGCAUCCAACCCGGGCUCCUCGAUGCAUCAGAGUCCGCAAUCCUUCAAUCCGGACAUGGAGACUAGUCCCGAUGGUAGUGCCGGAGUGGACACUCUUUCGCCGCAUUCGUCCAGCAAUCAGUCGCAGCACAACAGCUCCUCCGCGCAUACUUCGCACACGGGGUACACCCCGCCGUCCGGCCAUCACCAGCAACAACAAUACCAACCGCAACAGCAGCAAUACAACGAUACCCCCGGCCGUCUGACAGGCCCCUCCCUCUUCGACCCCAACGACACAGCCUUUCCCCCGCACGACUUCGAAAUGGCCACCAACCUCUAUCCCGCCCCUCCGACCAUCACCAACACCAACAACCACAGCGCCUCCACCCCCUCCACCACCCACAACGCGAAACCCUCCGCCUUCCCCCUCUCCAACGACUGGGGCGACCUAGGCGGCGACGGGGGAGCUGGCGCCGGUGCAAGCGGCAUGGGCUUUACGCCCGCCGGCCAGCCUUCGACUGCUUUUACGCCCGGCGCGAUGGACACGAUGAGCGAGAUGAUGGGCUUGUCGGACGCGGAGUUUAACGCGAUGAUGGACACGAUGAACUUCAACGCUGCGGCUUGGCAGCAUGCGAAUGCGAGUGGGGUCACGGAUGCGAUGUGA